Messenger RNA from Aspergillus thermomutatus, 2298 nucleotides. Its product is annotated as arylsulfotransferase family protein. Lineage: Eukaryota; Fungi; Ascomycota; Eurotiomycetes; Eurotiales; Aspergillaceae. Bases 1 to 2298 code for a protein of 765 amino acids. The transcript has 5 exons. The record is from RefSeq and is a predicted model, not a curated record.
AUGGAUGGCAAUGCCCACGAGUUCUCGAGAGUCUGGGAUUUGGGCUAUUUGGAAGUGUAUGGACUGAUCUGCCCCGGCGGGAGCUUGUUGCUUGAGUCGACGUGCGCCAUCAGCGAUGAUGAUGAUUUCAUUUCUAUCUCGACCUUCAAAUGUCAACUCUACUGUCAGUCUCAUCUUCUUCCUUUCCCUCUUGGUGUCAUCUGCGACCACUCGACACUCCCGCCGUCCGAAUGCGAGGGAUAUGAAGUACCCAUGAUCUUCCUCGCUCGCAUAUCUGAAGGAUUGGCCCCCUCAUUGGCCUUUCGCUUCGUUUCCUUCCUGUUGAUCUUUCUGCUAUGUUGCUUUGAGCUCGUCGUCGCAGAAGUCGAUUCCGAGUUCAAAUCCCUAAUCGAUCAUCUCCGGCGCUAUUUCCAGAGACCCGAUCUAUUUCCCCCGGUCUUCACCAUUGAAAAAAGCGUACCGAACAAACUCAGUCCGGGGUACAUCUUUCUCGGACCAUACGAGGCGGAUAAUUCGGGGCCAUAUAUCUAUGAUACUGAAGGGAAUCUAGUAUGGAGCGGCUGGGGUAAUUCGGGGCCAGGAAAUGCCCAUGGCAUGCACGUGUGCAAGUACAAGGGAGCGAACCACCUGUGCUUCUUCCAAGGAAUCCAGCAGAAUGGGUAUUGCAGGGGUCAUGGCGUCAUUAUGGACAACCGGUAUCGCAUUGUCAAGACCGUCACCCCAGGGGGAGGGAUGGCGUCGAGCGAUAUGCACGAGUUCCGGCUGGUCAAUGAUGGCAAGACGGCGCUGAUGACGGUCUACCAACAGCGGCAGUUCGACAUGAGCCUCUGGAAUGUCAGAACGGGUAUGGGCUGGUUGAUGGAGAGCAUCUUCCAGGAGAUCGAUGUGGAAACGAACCAAGUCCUGUUCGAAUGGCGAUCUCUGGACCACGUCGACCCGUCCGUCAGUUACACCUACCCGUCGCACACGGACACCUCUGGCACUGGGUUCGAGCCACGCUCGCCGUGGGAUUAUUUCCAUAUCAACUCGGUCGACAAGAACAACGACGGCGACUAUCUUAUUUCUUCGCGCCAUACGAGUUGCAUCUACAAGAUCUCGGGCAAGGACGGCUCGGUCAUGUGGCGCUUGCACGGCGCCAAUCCGUCCUUCAAGAACAUCAACUUUAGCUUCUCGCAGCAACACGAUGCGCGCUGGCUCGGCGAGAACGCCACCCAUACGCUUCUGUCCCUGUACAACAACGGCUACAACGGCUUCAACCAGACGCAUCCCUAUUCGUCCGGCAUGAUUAUCCUCAUUGACCAUGUAGCCAAGACGGCGACACAGGUCCGCGAAUACAAGCCCCUGAAUGACGACAUGAUCAGCUCCAGUCAGGGGAAUAUGCAGGUGCUGCCGAACCGGAAUGUGUUGAUCGGGUGGGGGAACAAUGCGUAUAUCUCCGAGCACGAUGAGCAAGGCAGGCUGGUCUUUUGGGGUUACAUCGACAAGGAUCGGAUCAUGAACUACCGGGCCCUGAAGUUCGAGUGGGAGGGCAAUCCGACCGACGUGCCCGCUCUGUGGACCUAUUCCAGGACCAACGAUGGCUUCUCUCCGACCACCUUCUACGUGAGCUGGAACGGCGCAACGCGCGUGAAGCACUGGCGUUUCUACGGCGCCACGAACUCGACCGGCCCCUACGAGUUUCUGACACAAGUCGACAAACGCGGAUUCGAGACCACGUACACCAACUCGACCUUUUACCUCUGGUCGUACGUGGAAGCAGUCGACGGCCAGGGAAGAGUUCUGGGCAAGUCCCGGAACCAGUUCACCUUUAUCCCGUCGCCGGACCUGCAAGGCUAUUGCGCGGAUGAUUUCUGCAGCAAAGCACAAGCAUACGGCUUGCCUGGUGAGAUCGACCCGAAACCGUUCAUCCCCCCUGUGGGAAUCAACUCCGUUCCUUGGAUAGACCCGGAACAUCCAGAAUCGCACUACAACCUGGGACAACCCGGCGCACCAGCCCCUACAUCCGCUCCGCAAGGUGCCAAGGGGUUACAUGGACAAGCCGGAUGGGUCGUUCCUGUGAUGGGGGUGGCCCUCGCGGCCAUUGGGGUGUUUUUGAUCCUGCGGGUCAACCGCCGACAGCGGCAUUUGCAUCGAGCAAAAGAGCGCAACUCAUCCGAGUCCUUGCACGAGCAUGAAUCAAAAGCUUCCACCGGUGCAGCUGGAUUGCGCUGGUGGGACUGGCGACGAUGGAUCGCCUCGCACGACGAACCGCAUCAUUACUUUCCAUUAGCGGAACAGAGGCCGUCAUCACUACCUUAG